AUGUGCUACGGCCUCGGGAGCUUCUGCUCAUGCGGGAAGGCGCGACUGCAGCUGGCCUUCCUCCUCCUGCUGCUGGAGGAGCUGAAGAUUGCCCCAGGGAGCUGCUUCGUCUUCGACCCCGUCUUUUCCAUGCUGGAAACUGAAUUGCUGGGCGGCCUCAGCCUCACCAUGCUGCAGUGGAACGAGGAGGCGAAACGGAGCAUCGAGGGCCCCACCCUCUUCUACAUGAUCCACUGUGGGAAGGCGCUGUACAACAACCUGCUGUGGAGCAACUGGUCUGCGGAGGCCCUGUCCCAGAUGGUGGUCAUGGGGAACAGCUCGGGCUUUGAAGAGAGGCUGCUGGUCAAAGUCUUCUGGGAGAAUUAUAGCUACGUUGCCAAGGUGUUGGAGGCAACCCAGGAGGAAGCCCUUCCGCCCGAUGUCUUCAACGGCACGUCUGUCCACUGUUUUCCUCUGCAGAAACUGAGGGGCCUCCCCCAGGACUGCUGGGACUGCUGGAUGGAGCCCCGUUACUCAGAAGACGCUCAGCUGGAGAUCAUCAGAAACAAACCCCAACACCUGCACAAAUUUUUCUUUUUUUUUUAA
Messenger RNA from Thamnophis sirtalis, 585 nucleotides. Its product is annotated as SRR1-like protein. Gene Ontology annotation, cellular component: nucleus; cytoplasm. The record is from RefSeq and is a predicted model, not a curated record. NCBI's taxonomy places the organism in Eukaryota, Metazoa, Chordata, Lepidosauria, Squamata, Natricidae.